AUGGUUUAUAUGAAACUUCCAUUAGAUAUUUCAUCAUCAUCAAAUAUUCGACAUUCAAUAUAUAAUCAUGUUUCACAUAUUACUGGUGGUGAUGCUGAUAGUUUAACAAGUGAUUUUUAUCAUAGUGCAAAUGAUCCAUUUAAUGUUCGUGAUGCAGAUGAAACAUCAACAGUAGGUUCACAUGAUAGUGGCAAUGGCUUUGAUUUAAAUAAUGAUGAUCAAGUAACUGAUCUUGUACUUAGUUUUGUUAGAAAAUUUGUUGAUAAAAGGGUGUGGGUAGGUGUGGGCAGUGGCAGGCCAGCAUUCCAAAUAUAG
This is a messenger RNA of Rotaria sp. Silwood2, 315 nucleotides long. NCBI's taxonomy places the organism in Eukaryota, Metazoa, Rotifera, Eurotatoria, Philodinida, Philodinidae. The record is from the annotation of a GenBank genome assembly.